Grus americana (Whooping crane) is the source of this 2934-nucleotide messenger RNA. RefSeq names its product acyl-CoA synthetase family member 2 (gene ACSF2). Gene Ontology annotation, molecular function: medium-chain fatty acid-CoA ligase activity. The record is from RefSeq and is a predicted model, not a curated record. The transcript is spliced from 9 exons. Gene Ontology annotation, biological process: fatty acid metabolic process. NCBI's taxonomy places the organism in Eukaryota, Metazoa, Chordata, Aves, Gruiformes, Gruidae. Bases 56 to 1444 code for a protein of 462 amino acids.
CCUGCGUAUCGAGCAGCGGGCCGGGCCGGGCGCCGGGUUCCUGCUUGCCGCGGGCAUGGCCACGGCGCGGCUGGCUGCGCUGCUCCUGCGGCGGGGAGCCCCGGCGGGCAGCGCCCUGCACACAGGGGUGCCCUCUGCAUCCUGCAGGCUGACCAGCAGCUAUGUCCAAGGGACCUUAGACAUUCCCCUUCUCACCAAAACCAUGGGCCAGUGCCUGGAUGAGACCGCCGAGCGGUUUCCUGACCGCGACGCCUUGGUCUUCUGCCGAGAUGGGGUUCGGAAAACGUUUGCUCAGUUCAAGGAGGAGGUGGACCAGGCAGCAGCUGGGCUUCUGGCUCUUGGCCUGAAGAAGGGAGACCGGCUGGGAAUGUGGGGUCCCAAUAAAUACGAGUGGGUUCUGAUGCAGUUUGCAACUGCCCAGGCAGGAAUCAUCCUGGUGUCUGUGAAUCCAGCCUACCAGGCCCUCGAGCUGGAGUUUGUCAUCAGGAAGGUUGGCUGUAAGGCACUGGUGUUUCCCACUCAAUUUAAAACACAGAAAUACUAUGACAUUCUAAAGCAGUCGUGUCCUGAGCUAGAAAAAUCCACUCCAGGAGGAAUAAAGAGCAAGAGGCUACCUAACUUGUCCGUUGUCAUCACCAUGGACUCCAAGCUGCCUGGCACCUUCCACAUGGAUGAAGUGAUGCAGGCUGGGGACAGCAGCCAUAUGAAGCAGUUAAGAGCCGUGCAGCAGACCCUGGCCUGCAAUGAGCCCAUCAACAUCCAGUUUACUUCAGGGACGACGGGAAGCCCCAAAGGAGCCACGCUCUCCCACAGGAACAUUGUGAAUAAUGCCAAUCUGAUCGGUCUGAGGCUGGGGAUCACAGAGCAGGACUACCGCGUUGGCCUCCCCGCCCCCCUCUACCAUUGCCUGGCGUCGGUAGGAGGCUGCAUGGUGAUGGCUCUGCACGGGUCCUCCUGCAUCUUCUCAUCGCCGAGCUUCGAGGGGAAGGCUGCUCUGGAGGCAGUGUCCCAAGAGAAAUGCUCCUUCCUACACGGCACGCCAACCAUGUUUAUAGACAUGCUCUCCCAGCCAGACUUUGACUCCUACGACCUGUCAUCUCUCCGGGGAGGUAAGUCUGACAGCUCAAAUGGAAAAAUCCUGAGAAACUGGAUAUUACUGGCUCCCUGCUGGGAGGCUGUAUUGAGCUUUGUGAGCAAAUCGCUCUUCUGGAGGGAAGAGUUUUGUUGCACGAGCCUUGUGUUUCACUGCUACGUUUCCUUUCCUUGGGGUUUCCUUCAAGAAUUAUGCAUUUUUAAUAUUUCUUUCAUCUUAAAGCAGAUUGGGGAAGGACCUUUCUGUUCUAUUGGCUACAGUAGGGAGCUGAACUUGCUCAACUCUGGUCUCACCAGCCACCACCGUGCGGCAGCAGAUGCUUUGUGUGCUUUGGGCUGGUGCAGUCCCUAAAGCAGAGCUGUGCUGGGAUUGCGUCUGACCUGAAGUUUCCUGUCUGGUUUUUGAAGUCAUUCAUCCAAGUACUGGAGAGGGUGUGAUAACGCAUGCUGGAGCUUUCUUGUCGCGGACAGCCUUGGAAAUAGCCGAGCUGAAACGGGGAGACCGCCAGCCCCUUUGAGGUGAUGGCAACACAGAGAGAAGAUGGUGCUGGAGCAUAAAGAAACAUUUAACCAGAUUACCUAAUCGUUUCUGAUAUGUGAAAAAUGAUCCUGUCUCUUUUUGUUCCCCAGCAAAGCCUAUAUGUUACCCCGCUCUUUUGCUCUGUCAUCCUAGGAUGGAACAGGUGAAAAAUGUGAUCUGCCCUCUCCCAAAAGGGCUGGUUUGUGCAAGGCAGGGGAAAGGCUUUUGGUUCUAUGGGAGUGUUUGUCCUGCUAAAAAUCUGUGCCUUUUUCUGCUCUCAAUCUUUCCUUUUUGGGAACUGCAGCUUGGACUCGGUUUCUGCUAUAGAGUUUAUUUUCCUAACUAGUGAACUCUGCCAACUCUUAAUUCAUUCAGGCAAACUGGCCUUGCUGCAGCCUUUGCUUCUAGAAUAACUAGGACCUGUAUCCAUAAAAAUAGAAAGGAUUUUGACAGGAACCGGUGUAUCCCAAAGGUCUUGCCAGCAUUUAAAUCUGGGAGUGCAGAACCUUCUGAGGGACCGCUCCUGGGACUAAAUAGAUGACUUCCAAGAUGGUCAUCUUUUCUUCUUCUUCCAGGAGUCAUUGCAGGUUCUCCUGUUCCCCCUGAGAUUAUGAAGAUGAUUAUCACCAAGAUGCACAUGCCAGAGGUUGUGGUAAGUCACGGUUGCUGUAACUAGAGCUACAAGUGCUCUUUGUCGUGGUGAGACCCUGAGUUUGGGCAUCUCUGCACCGCAGCACCCAGCGGUGCUGGAGCUGCUGGGACCAGGCGCGAUGGGACUGUGGGUGUGAGGCCAAGCUGAGGAGUGAAGGUCUAGAGGGGCUGGGAGGAAGAAAGGGGAUUCUGCCUGGUUGCUGGUGGGGUGUCUGGGGAGGAAGUUUUGUAAGAAGAGAAGACGUUGCAUUCAGUGUCGUAAACUGAGCUUCUGCUGGUGCGUUUCAAAGCUUAUAAACCCUUCUGUUGUACAUGCUGCAAGGAUGGAUGGUCACGGAAGAGGCGUUGCUGGUUUGUAUCAGUGUGGGCGGCUGCACACGUUCGUUUUGCUGCCGAGCUGUCGGAUUUCUUUCCCCAUCCUGGACCGCAUGCAGAUAUAACACCCUGUCGCGUGCUACGCGUUCGAGUCUGAACGUGGGAAUGGUGCCAUCCACGCGUGCAGCACCAGGCAUUGCGUUGCCAGAGGGGCGGCACGUGUCGGAACACGUAUGCUGCUGCUCCAUCAUGCGUCCCCUCACCCUCGGCCUGUGCAAGAGUAUCAGCAUGUCCUGCGUGUGGAGGGGGACAGGCCACCACCGAGCGGGACGCUGGCACUCCAGGCGACGCGUUUC